Messenger RNA from Microdochium trichocladiopsis, 1365 nucleotides. RefSeq lists its product as uncharacterized. NCBI's taxonomy places the organism in Eukaryota, Fungi, Ascomycota, Sordariomycetes, Xylariales, Microdochiaceae. The coding region runs from base 1 to 1365 and encodes 454 amino acids. The record is from RefSeq and is a predicted model, not a curated record. The transcript has 6 exons.
AUGGGGGUGGAUUCGAAGCAGGGGAUCUCGUGGGGUGUCUUGUUCGUGACGCUGACGCCAGCCACGAUAUGCUUUGCUCUGCGCAUGCAGAGCCGACGCCUGACAAGGGUCCGGUUAUGGUGGGACGACUACAUGGCUAUUGCGGGCUACUCCUGUUCAAUCGCAUGGCUCGUUCUCGUCCCAAUAUGGAUACACUAUGGUUUAGGCAUCCACAUACAAGAUGUCUCUGGCUAUGAUGUGGACCAGCUGCUCUUCGCAAACAAACUGAUCUUGUGGAUCGCCGAGUUCUUCUAUGCCUUCUCCUUGUACUUCGCCAAGACAUCCAUACUGUGCUUCUACUGGCGCAUCUUUGGUGUGUCGGCGAGGAUGAAGCUCGCGAUCAAGAUCCUCCUCGUGUGCGCAUUGAUAUGGAUCAUCAUCAGGACAUUCCUAGGCAUCUUUCAUUGCAUUCCCAUUCAGGCAUAUUGGGACCCGUCCGCCGGCGGGUACUGCGCGAUCGAGGACACAAAGUUCUUCUUUGGCAGCAUCCUAGUGCACGUGAUGAUGGACAUUGCCAUCAUCGUCCUGCCGGUGAUGCCCAUCAAGCACCUCACCCUGCCUAUGCGGCAGAGGGUUGCGAUCGCCGUUGUCUUCAUGUUCGGCUUCUUCAUCUGCUUUGCCGGCAUCAUGAUCAUAUACGAAUCGACAAAAUUCGACACCACCUCGAUUGAUCUCACGUGGAACAUUGAGCCCAUCGUGACAUGGGCAACGGUCGAGGUCAACAUGGUUGUCGUGUCGGCAUCACUGCCCACGAUCCGCCCAGCCCUCCUCUGGCUCAUCGGCCGCAGAUCUUCCAGCGCAGCUCCCAACUCCGACUCGGGCGGCCGCAAAUAUGCCGGCGGACACCACAGCCACUCAAACCGGCAAUGGGAAACGCUCAGCAACAGCAAAAGCCGCUCUCAGAUCCGCCGCGCGGGGUUCACAAAGUUCUCUUCGACGGCCGACGGCGGCGGCGUUGGCCCCAACACCCACAGUACCAAGCAUGCAGCAGGUCUCGACUCCAGCAAGCUUGCCGGAGGAACAAACGGUGCUGGACGAAACGGGGGCAGGUCACCAAUUGGGGACGGCGACUCCGAGUUCCAGCUCGUGGACAGCCCGCGAGGGAACAGCAGUGGCGAGUAUGAGCUUGGUGCGCUCGACGGGACGGAUUUCCGGACCGUGAUCAACGCGAACGGCGGGGAUGCGGCGAAGCGCGUGGGGAGCACGGAUCAGCUUCGAAAUGCGGCGCGGGGAGGACGACUCGGCCGGAGAGGGAGUGAGGCCAUACCUGGACACGGGAUUGUCGUGCAAAGUGAGACUUCGGUGCAUGUAGAGGAACGGCGGUGA